This is a messenger RNA of Callorhinchus milii (elephant shark), 4586 nucleotides long. RefSeq names its product interleukin 17 receptor D (gene il17rd). Lineage: Eukaryota; Metazoa; Chordata; Chondrichthyes; Chimaeriformes; Callorhinchidae. The coding region runs from base 21 to 2180 and encodes 719 amino acids. The transcript has 13 exons. Gene Ontology annotation, molecular function: interleukin-17 receptor activity. The record is from RefSeq and is a predicted model, not a curated record.
GUGUGAGGAGGUGGUGGACGAUGGCGGUUGGCGUUGGCUUUCUCUUCUCUCUGACUUUGCUGAUAGUUUGUGGCCGCGGAACCCGCGCCCCCCCCGGGAGUGCCGGGCCCCGCGGGACCCCCGUCUGCCCGUCCGAGGACAACGGGAGACCGAUGACUGAAUUCAGAUACGAAGACUGUUCGGCAGGAGGUGAUUUGAAGGGCGAGCAACCAAUUGAUAAAGUCCAAAACUUCUGCUUCAUCCAAAAUGUUCAGGACAGCCUGGCGGCAGUUCGCGUUCAGUGGAAUCCAAGCCCCUUGGGUAUUGAAUAUCUCCAAGGCUUCAAAAUAAUUCUACAAGAAGCUAAACUGGAGGGGGCUCCAACACUGUGUCAGCUGCUGGUUUUGGAAGAACGAAGACAGCUGAAGAAUUUCAACAGGACACUUGUAAUGAAAUCCCAUCCAUUUCGAAGCUUGAAGUUUAAGACUCUGUAUAAUGUGCAGAUUUUACCCUUCCCCAACCUGGUGCAGGAUAACAGUGACACCUUCCAAUUUGAGAUUGAAUCUUGUGAAAACCUGCUGAAAAGGGAUAAUUUGGCCUGCAGAAAAUAUUGGUCCCCAAAGAACCUAAGUGUCACUCAACCAUACCAGUCAACAGACCUAAACGUGACCUUUGACCCCGCCCCGCUCACUUACGGAUUUAAAGCUUACCACAUCCGCUGUAAAAUGGUGAAUACUGUUUUCCACAAGGACAAAAACAUCUCUGUGGACAAUAACAUGACGACUGUAAGUUAUGUGUUUCAGGAUCUGUACCCAGGACACUAUGUGGUUGAGGUAACAGACUCUGGCAACAGCAGUGGGAAGCUGGUUAAUUUCACAGUAAAACCAGUGCAUUUCCCGUGGGCUGGGCCUAUCCGAGCGAUUGCCAUCACUGUUCCGCUGGUCGUCGUGUCUGCCAUAGUCACUCUCCUCACCGUGCUCUGCUGUAAGAAACAGCAAAACCCAGUGUAUUCGGAAUUGGACGAGGAGAACUCGGAGACCUCUCCUUCCCCUCGCUCUAAACCCAAGGUGUUUAUCUGCUACUCCAGUAAGGACGGCCACAGGCACCUGAGUGUGGUGCAGUGUUUUGCGUUUUUCCUGCAAGAUUUCUGUGGCUGUGAGGUUAUCUUGGAUUUAUGGGAGCAUUUGGAGAUCUGCAAGGAAGGACAAAUGGAUUGGUUGAACCAGCAGAUCAGGGAAUCCCAUUAUGUCAUCGUCAUCUGUUCGAAGGGUAUGAAGUACUUUGUGGAAAAGAAACACCGUAAACACAAAGGUGGUUUGAGAGAUGGACGAGGAGAGCUGUUUAUUGUAGCCGUGUCUAUGAUCGCGGAAAGACUACGUCAGGCACGGCUGAACUCCGCCAACACCUCCAAGUUCAUCGCUCUUUACUUUGACUAUUCCUGUGAAGCUGACAUCCCGGGUGUCCUGGACUUGGCCUAUAAAUACAAACUGAUGGAACAUUUCCCUCAGCUCUAUUCUCAUUUACACGCUCGAGAUCACAGUGGAGCAGAGCGAGAGCCACACUCCGUCCACAUCAGCAAAAGCAACUACUUCCGGAGUAGAUCAGGACGCUCUCUCUACAUCGCCAUUUGUAACAUGAAGCAGCUGAUGGAGCAGGAGCCAGACUGGUUUCAGAAGCAGCUGAUGCCAACUGUACCCUCGCUGGCACAUCACCGAGCACCAGUGCGGGUGGACUCUGGGCUGGUGUUGAAUGAGGUGGUUUUUAAGCAGCCGGUAACUGAGCACGAUUUCCACCUGAAAACCAUCGCCGACGUCACUCCCACUACCCUGGGCUCCCACCCCAUCAUCAUUCAGCACUUGAGCAUAUGUGGAGAUCUAGACAUUGCUGAGCAGCAGGAUGCCCGCUCACUGCUCAGGCCCCUGCCCCAGAGAGUAGAGGCCAUAUCCCUCACUCUCCCAGAAAUGCCUCGUGACUCGGGCAUCUAUGACUCGUCUAUUCCUUCCUCAGAAUUGUCGCUGCCCCUAAUGGACGGUCUGUGUUCUGACCAGACAGAGACCUACUCCAUAGCAGACAGUGUCUCCUCCUCGUCGGGCUUAGGAGAAGAAGACCCACCAGUUCUCAUGGCACCAAAAUCAGCAGUUUCUGAAGUGUGUAAGGUAGAGCUAGACAAACACAUACAUUCAGUCAUGGUAUCGCUAUAACCCACAUACCCCAGGCUGUGCAUUGCCACUUUACCACCAAAGCCAAACAAUAAACUCUGAGCUUGUAGCUAUGUACGUUGCAUCUAAUCAAUCAGAAAUGGCAGAUCCUUUACUGAAGAAUUGAAGGAAUCAGUUAUAUUGAGGGAACUGAGUCCUCUUUUAUGCAUUUAACGUAUUGUGGUCAAAUUGUAGUAAACUUGUCACAUUUCAUCAAUGGUUGGGAGCAAAGGGGUCAACGUUCCUCACUGGAACCAGUGCUGUGUUUGGCAUCUAUUGGCCUUGACCAAGGCUGUGUAAUGGGGUAUUUUACCUCCAACAUUAUACUGUAGCUUAUCUCGAUCAAAGUUUUACAUUAAUCUGAAGCUUGAAUUAAACCAAUAUGAGAAAAACACUCAUGCAAAUGAUCAGCUGCUUGAGGGGGGAAGAGGAGCAGAAAACUCGAUUCAGCUAGUUUAGAAACUCUGUUCCAAUACAUUAGUUAUUGGAAAAGAAAAUCUGUCAAAACUUUAUUUGAAAGAACAAAUUUUUGGGCAUCGGUGAUGUAACAAAUUGUUUUAAUCUAGGAAUCCAUCAAUUUGACUGAGAUCCAGGUUUGAUAACUGCAUUGUUCUGUAUUGUCCGCAAACACUAUACUGGUGCUUUGAACAUUUUCUUGAUUGUGUGAUAUUAAUCACAUUUUGUUUGAUUAUGGAGAGUUCACUUGGCUAACUGCCAGCAAACAUUGAUGCCAGUGUUCAAUUUAAUGGUAUUUCAUUGAUUUCAUUUGGCAAAUUUAAAAGUAGCACUACGAAAAUACCAACCCUGUGUAGCUGAGGUCAAUUGUAAAAAAAUGUGCAAUUUUAUUCUUACUAUUUCAUGAGGUCGGGAGGCCAGAGGUGACAGAUAUAUUUGGACUUAGAUUAAUAUGGGAUCUGCAUUUAUGGAAGACAAAGCAAUGCAUAAUAGGGAAAUGAACACAAACUGUACAAUAGUACCUACCUUCUAUCCCCAGCAAUAAUGCUUAAGAAUUUACUAUUAUUCAUUAACCUUUUGUGAUGUGAAUCUGUUCUUUUUGUUUUUUAAAAAAAUUCAAUUACAGACUCCAAACUUCUACUUUCUAUGGUAGAAAAAUCUAAUGCUGUUUUACAUCUGAGAAACAACUGAAGUCGAGUUAUGUUUAGACUGUGCAUAAUCAAAGUUUGAAAAAUGUUUUACUGCUUUAGCUGUGUAAGACUGUUAAAAGGAGCAGUCCUUCACAAGUGGAUUCCCAGACAUUAACAUUUCUGUAGUAAUAAUCUCGAAUGGUUCUCUGGCAGCAAGCUCCCUGCGACUCCUGCUAUUUGUCACCAAACAUGAGUGAAAUUUCACCUACCUCAUGCCUACUGAUCCCAUUCGACUACAUUGAGAUAUGGUGGCAGCUUAUACAAUGUACUGAUAAUUGUGUUGGGGCUCAAUUUGUUUUACAACUUGAAAUUAGACCUUUAUUCAGAUCCCAUCUUAAGAUCUGAAGUAGGGAAUUCUGUACAGUAUUCAUUCAGUUGCUUGAACGCUGCACUCAUUUUGUUUUGCAAUGCUCCUUUGCUUCAGUCUAGAUGUAUUUAGUGACGACUAUACUAUUAGUUAAAUCAGCCUUUGACAGAUCAUUAGUUUUGAAUAGCAGCAAAACAAACCAGAAUAUCCAUUGUACUGUUUAUUACUGAACUUCCACAGGGCACGACAAUUGUGAUAUAUAACCACUGCAAUUAAUGCAUUAACUCAAGCAAUGACCAGCCUGAAACCUGCAUUAACUUUAACUACUAAAAUAGAAAUUACAUUCUCUAGUUUAAGCUAUUCAGCUUUAAGGACACUUUUCUGUCAUGUUCAUAUGUGGCUUAAAAUUGUAAUGAAAUAUUCAAAAAACAUUUGGCAGAUAAUUAAGGACGAAAGCUGCCUUAUUGGAGGGUCGGAGUUAAAAUGUAAUGGAAAAGUUGACUGGAAAUGGACGUACUGUAUAAAGGGAUUUUUGGGGUUCACUUAUUUAACCCUCAAGGGGUGGUUUGAUUGACUGUGGAACAUAAUGUGAGAUUGAUGUGCUCAGGUGUCUGCUGGGACACCAAUGCCUCUACACUUUGGAACAGUAUGAAUUCAACAUUGUGUUUCUAUUCCAUGGAUCCUAAGGAGCCUGUAUAAUCCAGUCUACUGAAGUCCAUCCGUUAGUUUCCUACAAAGCUCCACAUUAUUUGACAGCUUUAUUUACUGUGUAACUUUUACAUUUCAUAUUGUUUUUGAGAAUCAAUGUAAUUGUACAAAGACUUUGUAGUCUACGUUUUAUAAAAAAAAUUUACGUUACUUGUUUAUGUAUUUUUUUACAUGAGCUGUAAAUUAGCCUACUGGAGAACACUAUCUGCUGUUUUGUCUUUUUUUUCUGUAUUGUAGUGUUUAAACAAA